AUGGAGCUGGAUGAGUGCGUCCACACCUUAACUGAGAGCUUUGAGCCCUUUGCGCCUGAAGCUCGCCCAGGUGAUCGGUUACUGGACCGCCAUGCGGACCGUCUCCACUUUGACGAGCGCAAUCCUACCCAGGAUAGGCGCCCAUAUCUUGCUGAGCUCAUUGUGAAAGCGAGGGCCAACCCUUCAACAGUACUGGCUGCAACUGAUGACUCUGUCCCUCAGUUCAACCAGUAUCAGGCGGCUUCAGCAGCCAUCAUCUACAAGGGACAUCGCGAGCUCGAAAGGACUUGCUAUGUCUCUGGCAGAGUUACCGCCCCUGAUGUGGAACUCAAUGCCAUCUCGUAUGCAGUGUGCCUUGCUGUCAAGCAGGCAAACUGCCAACAUAUUAUGGUCUUUACUGACUCUAUGGGCUCAGCCCACAGAGCAGUGGACCCCUCCAUGCACUCUGGUCAGGCUUUUAGCCUGUCGGUCUGUCGCGCUCUCCAAGAGUGGUUUGAGGCAGAUGAUCUUCACCGCAUCACCUUCAUCUAUGUUCCAUCUGCAUUGCGGUGGGAUAUCCAUGGUGAGGCACACAAGUAUGUCACUGAACUCAAAGUCAGGGUUGGAUGUCGCAAGACGGCCAAUUCUAUAGACAUGCUCCGCUCUCGAGCUACACACUCAGUCCUGGAUUCAUGGAGUUCCACUUCCAAGGAUCCAACUUAUUGCGGCUCUGAAUUCUUGGAGCUUCAAUGGCCUGACAGGUGGCCAAUCCAACCAUUGUACCUCAAUGGGGGACCUUGGAUUUCAACAUUGGGACACAGUAUUACUGAGUUUGCUCACAUUUGCCAGUGUAUAACUGGCCACAUGCCCAUCAGAGCAUACUACUGUCGCUUCAAGAUUAACGAGCCUCAUGGCUGCACUUGCGGGGCUGCUUUGCAGUCUUGUCAGCACAUCCUCUUUUGCUGCCGCGAUAGAUAUUCUGUACACUAUCCCUGUUUUCUCAGGGAUAUUGCAUUGUUUUUGAAGCACAACCCCAUGGCGUUUGGCUUCAACUGGGACCCCUCGGGUGUCGGGUGA
Messenger RNA from Cyclocybe aegerita, 1056 nucleotides. NCBI's taxonomy places the organism in Eukaryota, Fungi, Basidiomycota, Agaricomycetes, Agaricales, Hemipholiotaceae. The record is from the annotation of a GenBank genome assembly.